AUGACGGAUACGGCUCAGAAAACGAAACGGAUUGUCUCCGUUAUCGCGGCGACACUGGUGGCUCUUGCUUGUGGUACAAAUUAUGCGUACUCAGCAUGGGCGCCGCAAUUCGCGCAGAAGAUGAAGCUUUCAUCCACCCAAAGCAACCUAAUAGGAGCUUCCGGUAACCUGGGAAUGUAUGCAUGUGGUGUUCCAAUGGGUCUUUUGACAGACAAUCGCGGCCCUCGACUCACAACUCUAAUUGGAGCUGUAGCUCUUGGGCUUGGAUACUUUCCUCUUCAUCUCGCUUAUAACGGCGGCGAAGGGUCUAUGGGUGUUUUCUUCUUGUCAGUCUUUUCCUUCCUGACUGGUUUCGGGAGCUGCUCUGCCUUUGGUGCCUCGAUCAAGACCGCUGCUACGAACUUCCCUGAGCAUCGUGGUACGGCGACAGCCUUUCCUCUUGCUGCGUUCGGGUUGAGCGCCUUUUUCUGGUCGACCACGUCGGCUGUUCUGUUCCACAGUGAUACUGGCCGGUUCCUUCUUUUGCUGGCCCUUGGCACUUCUCUCAUCAACCUUUGCUCAACCCCAUUCAUGCGACUCUUAGCCCCUGCUCCUGCUGCGCCAUACAUUUCGGUUUCUCGGCCGCGCUCUGUGGAAUCUAGGCCGCUGCGCAGGCCCAAGUCCACCGAGCUACAGUCUGAUUUUGGGGACUCAGAUGAAGCAGGUAUGCAUACUUCUACUACUAUCUUCUCUCAAUCGGCGGUUCAUUCCAGAACACACUCCGCCGCAUCACAAUCCCAUAUCAACGGCAACGGUCCGGACUUCGAUGAGCUAUCAUCCCUGGUCUCCAAAACGCCAUCCAGAUCGUCCCAGGAGUUCUUCCAUGAGCGUCCCGCGGAGGAGGAUGACGAUGGAUUUUCUGACGUUACUCCGGAAUCACAUCACCCAGACAUCAGAGGAAUGGCAAUGCUCCGUAAGGUCGAGUUCUGGCAGCUUUUCCUGACCAUGGCGCUUCUUUCUGGCAUCGGUUUGAUGACUAUCAACAACAUUGGCAAUAGUGCCAAAUCGCUCUGGGAGCACUACGACGACAGUGCAUCACCUAAGUUCAUACAAGAACGACAAAUCAUGCACGUUUCGAUACUUUCGUUUGGCAACUUUGCUGGCCGGCUUUCUAGCGGCAUUGGCUCCGAUAUCCUCGUCAAGAAAUUCAACAUGUCGCGGUUCUGGUGCCUCUUCAUUUCCUCGGCGGUCUUUACUCUCACCCAACUCGCAGGCGCAUCGAUCUCCAACCCGCACCAACUGGCCAUCGUCUCGGCCUUUACCGGCAUUGCCUACGGUUUCCUCUUCGGCGUUUUCCCGUCACUAACUGCCCACACAUUUGGCAUCAAUGGUCUCUCGCAGAAUUUCGGCGUGAUGACCAUGGCACCCGUGUUGAGCGGUAACAUAUUCAACUUGUUCUACGGGGCCGUUUACGACCACCACUCCAUCGUUGACCGCAACGGAGACCGAGACUGCCCUGACGGGCUCUCGUGCUACCAGUCCGCAUACUACAUGACCUUUUUCUCUGGAGUUGGUGGAAUCAUUGUAUGCUUGUGGAGCAUUUGGCGCGACGGACGGCAUGCGCAUGCCCAUGCUAAGCUUGAGCAUGAUAGACUCGCUUGA
Molecule: messenger RNA, 1641 nt
Organism: Aspergillus mulundensis
Lineage: Eukaryota; Fungi; Ascomycota; Eurotiomycetes; Eurotiales; Aspergillaceae
Product: putative MFS transporter
Exons: 8
Coding region: 1-1641 (546 amino acids)
Cellular component (GO): membrane
Source: RefSeq, a predicted model, not a curated record